Molecule: messenger RNA, 1293 nt
Organism: Lactuca sativa (garden lettuce)
Lineage: Eukaryota; Viridiplantae; Streptophyta; Magnoliopsida; Asterales; Asteraceae
Product: peptide deformylase 1B, chloroplastic
Biological process (GO): peptidyl-methionine modification
Cellular component (GO): chloroplast
Molecular function (GO): peptide deformylase activity
Source: RefSeq, a predicted model, not a curated record
ACCCAAAACCGAUCCAACCCGGCCAUGGUAAACCUUACUCGUAGUUACGAUUAGAACAUCGCCUCCUGCUAUCUGCUCCUCACGUCGACCCUCCCUGUGAAGCUACCGGCCAGAGACCUUCAAUAGCCACAACUCCGUGGCACCCAACCCAGGUUUUCUUUUCCAGUGAUAUACGAAAUUUCUAUAGUAUUUUUUUACUAUAGAAAUUCAACAACCACACGACUGCGCAACCAUGGCAUGUGCAAAUUGGAUACACUCAUCGGCCCUCUUUCACGCCACCUUCCCAACUACUAGCCAUCGGCGGGACACUCCUUCGUCAAGCUUCAGUCUAGCCACUUCCUCCGCCGGCAAGCCGAUAUUCUCUUCAAAUUACCAAUACAGACCUCCAGCCGUCGCCGUCCAAGCUCAGGCCAAGCGAGGCUUCUCACUGAAAAAGGAAGAGGAAACAGCUUCAGCGGCUGAUAUGCAGUUUGAAGCUCCGCUCAAGGUUGUGCUGUAUCCAGACCCUAUACUGAGGGCAAAGAACAAGCUCAUUGCUACAUUCGAUGAGAACUUGAAGAAAUUAGUUGACGAAAUGUUUGAUGUAAUGUACAAAACUGAUGGAAUCGGGCUCUCAGCACCCCAAGUUGGAAUUAACGUUCAACUUAUGGUGUUUAAUCCAGUUGGUGAACGAGGCGAAGGAGAAGAAAUUGUUCUUGUAAAUCCACGUGUCACAAGAUAUUCUAAAAAGUUGGCUCCUUUUACAGAAGGAUGCUUAUCUUUUCCAGGCAUCAAUGCUGAUGUGGUGAGGCCAGAAGCUGUUAAGGUUGAUGCGCAAGACAUAACCGGUGAAAAGUUUUCAGUUGGCUUAUCAGGCCUCCCUGCACGGGUUUUUCAACAUGAAUUUGAUCAUUUAGAGGGUGUUCUCUUCUUUGACAGAAUGACUGCACAAGUUGUUGAUAGCAUACGUUCACAACUGCAGGAGCUGGAACAAAAGUAUGAGGACAGGACCGGAUUGUCAAGCCCUGAAAAGAUUGAAACCCGCAAAAGAUGGAAGGCGGCUGCUGGAUUUGGACGAUCUUGAUUCGAUUGUCGCCAUUGUGGUAGUAGUGUUUGUAUACUUGAUACUAGUUUUUCAUUUUUAUAGUUACGUAAUUUCUUUUUAAAGCUGGAAUCUAAAGUAUGUUGUUAUUUUGUUUUGAAUAAUAUAACUAGAUUAUGACCCGCGUUAAACGCGGGGAUCGCAUAAAUAAAAUAUAAAUGUAUAUAGAUAUUGCAGAAUAAUUAUAAAAAAAAUCAGGGUUAUUGAUAUUA